Messenger RNA from Rasamsonia emersonii CBS 393.64, 3453 nucleotides. Its product is annotated as Hydrogen/potassium-exchanging ATPase. Bases 1 to 3453 code for a protein of 1150 amino acids. The record is from RefSeq and is a predicted model, not a curated record. NCBI's taxonomy places the organism in Eukaryota, Fungi, Ascomycota, Eurotiomycetes, Eurotiales, Trichocomaceae. The transcript is spliced from 14 exons. Gene Ontology annotation, cellular component: membrane. Gene Ontology annotation, biological process: intracellular sodium ion homeostasis; proton transmembrane transport; intracellular potassium ion homeostasis. Gene Ontology annotation, molecular function: ATP hydrolysis activity; ATP binding; P-type sodium:potassium-exchanging transporter activity.
AUGACAAAUCCGAUUCCUCUGCUGCUCUUUGGACUCACCUGCAUCCUCACCAUGUGGAGUAUCUUUUCAAAGCUCCAUCAAAUUUUCUACUGCGUGGUUUAUGUGAAGCUCCCCACCGCCAGUAUCCAUGGUUCCCCAGAUCCUGCGUGCUCUCUUUCUCUAAGAUUUCUGAUGGAAAACAACGCCGCAAACCCGCUCAAAGCGGGCGGCCAUUUGCGAUGGCAAGACGCCGAUGAAGAGACCGGCGAUGCUCCCAAGAGCCGCCCUCGACAGCUCACGCGAACAGCGUCCAACAGCUCUGGCUUCUCCAUUCGCAGUCUGAACCGGAGAAACACCGUCGAUCCUUCUGUCACCCUUCCCAUCCAUUAUCGCAGCGUUUCGUUUGAUAUCGACGAGGCCAAGCAACGUGAACAAGCUGAAGCUGCGAAGGCAAAGAAUGCAAUUGCCCAUGCAGCCUCAGAAUUGCUGGACCUCGAAUGGCACAACCUGUCCGUCGAGGAGCUGCAGAAGCGCUGGCAAGUCGAUGCAGGCCACGGUCUCUCGUCCGACCAGAUCCAGCGCCGGCUGCACCAGUAUGGCAAGAAUGUCCUCUCGCCGCUGCCCACUCGAUGGUUCUGGCAGAUCCUUGGCUAUUUCUUCAAGGGCUUCGGGUCGAUCCUCCUUGUUGGCUGCAUCCUCGUGUUCAUCUCGUGGAAGCCGCUCGGUAGCCCGCCUUCUCCGGCGAACCUGGCUCUGGCCAUUGUCCUGCUGGCAGUGUUCUUCAUCCAAGCCGGUUUCAAUGCCUGGCAGGACUGGUCGUCGUCCCGGGUCAUGGCUUCCAUCACGGCCAUGCUGCCGGAAAGUUGCCUGGUCCUGCGCGACGGCUCUCAAACGACGGUGACCGCUCCGGACAUUGUUCCCGGAGACGUCGUCUUCAUCAAGGCCGGAAACAAGCUGCCGGCUGAUAUGCGUUUUAUCGAGGCUGACAACAGAGUAGGUGAAUCGUUGCCGAUCAACGGGACCGUCGACUCGACGGAUGAUAACUACCUCGAGACGCGCUGCAUUGGGCUUCAGGGCACACACUGCGUGUCUGGGAAUGCGACGGGCAUUGUCGUGUCGACCGGUGACUCGACCGUCUUUGGCAGGAUUGCGAAACUAUCCAGCGAACCCAAGACGGGAUUGACGACGCUCGAGAAGGAAGUCUUGCGUUUUGUGCUCUUGAUAGUCUGCAUCAUGUUUACGAUGAUCACGGUCGUCAUCAUUGUCUGGGCGGCAUGGCUUCGAGUCGAUCAUCCUGACUGGAUCAACGUGCCUAGCUUGAUAGUGGACUGCGUCAGCGUCGCCAUUGCGUUUAUCCCCGAGGGCUUGCCGAUCGCUUUGACGGCUAGCUUGACGAUCACGGCCAAUCUGAUGAGCAAGAACAAGAUCCUCUGCAAGUCGCUGAAGACGGUUGAAACCUUGGGUGCAGUGUCGGUGAUUUGCUCCGAUAAAACGGGGACUCUAACGAGAAAUAAAAUGUUCGUCACCGACUGCGCGAUUUCUACCGCCACGUUUACACCAGAAUCCGCCAGGGACGAGAUGGUCGUGAAGGGAAAAGCGUCUGGAACGCAUCAGCUGCGGACCAUGGCCGGUCUGUGCAAUGCUGCCGAAUUCGAUGCCGCGUCAACGCAACUCCCUCUCCAUGAACGACCGAUAUACGGAGAUGCUACCGAUCAGGCUAUCCUUCGAUUCUCCGAGGGACUUGGUCCUGUGUCCGAUCUGCGGCGUCUGUGGAAGAAGACGUACGAACUUGCAUUUAACAGCAAAAACAAGUUUAUGAUCCGGACGUUCAGCGUUGUUGAUUCCAAUGGUCUUGGUCUGGCUUUGUCGGCGGCAGAGGCAGUCCAAUUCAAACCAGAGGACACUCUUCUCACGAUCAAAGGCGCCCCGGAUAUUCUGAUUGAGCGGUGCACACACGCCGUCGCUAUCGAUGGCAGCCUGCAAACGCUGGACGGGCAGAUUAGGACAGAAAUCACCCAGCUCAAGGACCGCUGGUCAAGCGAAGGCAAACGGGUGACUCUGCUGGCUCGCAAAGUCCUCUCAGCCAAGGAGCUUAAGAUCCCUCCGUCAUCCCGGGAAUUCGAGGCUGAAGUACUGAGCCAUGCGAAAACGGGUCUGGUCCUCGUUGGCCUGGUUGGCAUCGUCGAUCCUCCGAGGGAGGAGAUUCCGGAGGUGAUCCAGACGCUGAGAAGGGCCGGAAUCAGGAUCUUUAUGGUGACGGGCGACUUUGGCCUCACGGCUCUGGCCAUAGCUCGACAAUGCGGAAUUGUCACCAGCAACGGACCGGUCGACGACGUGCAGGCGCUGCAGCGAUCCAACAAGGCUGAUGGACAGCAGGACACGCGCUCCUCGGCCAUCGUCAUCAGCGGAGCUGACCUCAUGAGCCUGAACGACUACCAGUGGGAGCAGCUGUGCAGGUACCCGGAAAUCGUGUUUUCCCGCACCACGCCGGAGCAGAAGCUGCGCAUCGUCCGCGAAUUCCGUGCCCGGGGCGAAAUCGUCGGCAUGACGGGCGACGGGGUUAACGAUGCGCCGUCCCUCAAGGCCGCCGACAUUGGCAUCGCGCUGGGCAGCGGCUCGGACAUCGCCAUCGAGGCGUCGGACAUGGUGCUGCUGGACUCGUUCGCCGCCGUCGUCGAGGCCGUCCAGUACGGCCGCGUCGUGUUCGACAACCUCAAGAAGACCAUCACCUACCUGCUGCCGGCGGGGUCGUUCUCCGAGUUCUGGCCCGUCUUUACGAAUGUCGUCUUCGGGCUUCCGCAGGUUCUGUCCUCGUUUUUGAUGAUCAUCAUCUGCUGCUUCACCGACUGCGUCGCCGCGACAGUCCUCGCCUACGAAGCCCCCGAAGCAGACGUCCUGCUGCGUCCGCCGCGGAACCCAAAAAAGGACCGCCUCGUCAACUGGAAGCUUAUAUUGCACGCGUACGGCGUAGUCGGCCUCUUCGAGACGGUGCUCUCCUUCACCAUGUCGUACUGGUACCUGCAGCGCAACGGCAUCCCGUUUUCGGCGCUGUGGUUCAAGUUCGGCCAGGUGCCGGCGGAUAUCGAUCCGGAUUACUACACUGCGCGCCUGAACGAGGCGAGUUCGAUUUAUUUCGUCAAUUUGGUUGUUAUGCAAUGGUUCAACCUCAUGGCCAUCCGCACCCGCCGCCUCUCCAUCUUCCAGCAUCCACCCGCCUUAAACGCCCGCACACAGAACCUCCUCCUGUUUCCAGCCAUCAUGUUCGCGCUCGCCAUCGCCGUGUUUUGGUUAUACGUGCCCAAGCUGCAGGCGGUGCUCGGCACGACCAGCGUCCCGGCGGAGCAUUAUUUCCUGCCUGCGGCGUUCGGUCUGGGACUGCUGUGUCUCGAUGAGUUGAGGAAGGCGGCUGUUAGGAGAUGGCCGGGGGGGGUGUUGGCGAGGUGUGCUUGGAUAGGAUGGUAUAGAGUAGGCUAG